GAACCAGCUAAUAACAACGUCCUUGUAUAUAUAGUAGUACCUGCAGUCUCUGGUCGACGAUGGCGUGUCCGAGGCAGGGAAGUACACAGCAGAAGCUAGCAAACAGCAUGAGUGGUGCCAUGGACAUGGCGCGAGCCGCGUGACCCAGCAAACUACAUACAUACACCUAGCACUAGCAGAGACCAGAGAUUCAGAGCUCAGGAGCUCAGGAUGUGUCGUUGAGUGCGAAGCUGCCGAUCGAAGGAGGGAGAGAAGGUUCUCGACCGUCGUCUUGCUGCUUGCCGGUCGCGGUCUCAGUCAUCGACCAUGUGGAGCUUGGUGCGGCAGGGCCUCCGAUGGGGCAGGGGGCGGCGACGGCGGCGGACGGCGCGGGUGGUGGACGAGAGCGCGCUCGGCGCAGACGGCGGCGAUAUCGACGGCGGCGGUGCUGCCGCGGCGGGCGGCGCCGUGGUGGCGCCGACGCUGGGCGGCGCCCUGGCCAGGGCGCUGCUGGCGCUGGCGUGCGCCGUCCGCUUGGACGGCGAGGACGUCGGCGCGGCCGAGGAGGCGUGGGCCGCCACCGGGUGGCGGCCGCGCGCCGACGAGGUCAGCCACCUCAUGGUGCGCGAGAGCAUGCGCUACGCCAUCUACGCGUAGGGGAAGCAAGCCGUAUAUAUGUAUACUCAGUACAUAUGCAACUGCAGUUAUGCAUGCAUGUAACCAUUGGCCCAUACGUACAACAUAUAUGUUAGUUUUGGCCUCUAGAUCUGUGUGUAAUAUAUACGAAGUAGUUUCAGCUAGUGCAGUGCUCUUUCUUCUUCUUCUUCAGCUAGUGCAAUGCUUAUCGCUA
Messenger RNA from Zea mays, 829 nucleotides. RefSeq lists its product as uncharacterized. The coding region runs from base 307 to 636 and encodes 109 amino acids. The transcript has a single exon. NCBI's taxonomy places the organism in Eukaryota, Viridiplantae, Streptophyta, Magnoliopsida, Poales, Poaceae. The record is from RefSeq and is marked predicted.